AACAUGGCUACUCGAAAGGAGAAUACGGAGAGUGUUGCUGGUGAUACGAUAUCUCGGCUAUAUCCAAAGGUUGACGAAACCGAAACGCCUUUGCCCAGAUCAUGGAGCCCCAAAGAUAAAUGUUCUUUUAUUGGUUUGUCUCAGACAAACUUAAGAGUCCAUUAUAAAGGUAAUGGUAGGAAUCAUAAAGAUGCUGCUGCUGUAAGGGCUACGCAUCCGAUACCGGCAUCCUGUGGGCUCUACUACUUUGAGAUAAAAAUCAUUAGCAAGGGUCGAGACGGGUACAUGGGAAUCGGCCUCUCUUCGCAGGGUGUUCAUUUAAGUAGGCUACCAGGUUGGGAGAAGCAGUCUUAUGGUUACCAUGGGGAUGAUGGGAAUUCUUUCUCUUCUUCUGGUUCGGGUACGCCAUACGGCCCCACGUUCACUACUGGUGAUGUUAUUGGAUGUGGUGUGAACAUGAUUGACAACACAGCUUUUUAUACAAAGAAUGGUCUUAAAUUAGGAAUUGCUUUCACAGAUUUGCCAUUGAAGUUGUACCCCACGGUUGGUCUUCAAACUCCAGGUGAAAUAGUUGAUGCUAAUUUUGGGCAGACCCCUUUUGUCUAUGAUAUUUAUGAAGAGUUUAAGGAAUUGCAAGCGCAAGUGAAUCGUAGCAUAGAAACAUUUUCAAUUAGUGAUAAACAUUUGUGUUGGCAAUCUACCAUGCAAAAAUUAGUAUCAACAUAUCUGAUCCAUCAUGGCUACUCGGCCACAGCCGAGGUGUUUGCCAAAACCACCGGUCAACCUAUUUUAGAAGACCUAUUAUCGAUCAAGAACAGACAAAGAAUCCAGAAGCUGGUACUUGCCGGACGAAUCGGGGAUGCAAUUGAAACAACGCAAAAACUUUAUCCCGGAUUGCUUGAAAGGAAUCCAAACUUAUUAUUCUUGCUUAAAUGUCGGCAGUUUGUCGAAAUGGUCAGUGGUAACGACAGUGAUGUUAGGGGACCUGGUAUCCACAGUCCAACACGUAGCAAUAAAGCCACCCCCUGUUCCAGUCCAACACAUCCUCAUAGUGGUAACAGUGGGAGUGGAAGUAGUUUAAAUUCUCCUUCGCAUUCAAGUAACGGCUUCAUGUCAAAUGGGAUUCAAAAUGGAAUCAACUGUGAUGAAGAGACAUUGAUGGAAAUUGAAGAGGAAAAUGAGACUCGAAUUGUAAGAAAUGGUUCCCAUAAUGGAGACGCCUUGCAGGAAGAAGUAUCUAUCAGUCCUAGACAAGAAACUUUUCAGAAGCGUAUGCCUAGUCUCCUUGGAAAUAGCGAAUUUAUUGAAAAGUUAUUAGCAUUUGGUAAAGAGUUAAAAUUGUUGAGUGUUGAACUUAAGCAAGAAUAUGGGACAAGUGCUUCCAAUAAAAGAGCUAUAGAGGAUGCAUUCAGUCUACUAGCAUAUAAUGAUCCCCACAACAGUCCAAUUUCUUACCUUCUUGAUGCAGCACAAAGAGAACCCGUAUGCGCUGCCUUGAACAGUGCCAUUCUUGAAUCUCAAGAUCAGCCACGGCAACCACAACUAGAACUUUGUCUUGGGCAAACUCUCGAGUGUUUAAAAUUAAUGGCAAGGUCGGGACUUGGUGCAUGCGCAUUUGUCAGUUUAGAUGGUGUGCUUAAGGGGUGAUUACAUAUUUUUGAAAGUUUUUUGUAAAUAUUCAUAUUACAUAUUCUAAUUAUUUUAAACAUAAAUUGUAAUAAAUGGCAUAUGUUGUGGGCUCAUACGUUA
Molecule: messenger RNA, 1749 nt
Organism: Xenia sp. Carnegie-2017
Lineage: Eukaryota; Metazoa; Cnidaria; Anthozoa; Malacalcyonacea; Xeniidae
Product: ran-binding protein 9-like
Exons: 12
Coding region: 4-1647 (547 amino acids)
Biological process (GO): cell surface receptor signaling pathway; cytoskeleton organization
Cellular component (GO): cytoplasm
Molecular function (GO): protein binding
Source: RefSeq, a predicted model, not a curated record